CCGCCGGAGCGCCGCGGUCCCGCCGCCUCCCGUGGACACAUGCACCCGCCGGCAGCUCCCGGGGCCGGCCGCGACGGGGGCAACGCCGAGGGCAUCCCGCUGACCCCGGGUCCAGGCGAGAGGCAGAGCCCGCGGCCCGGGCGCUAGACCGCCUCGCCAUCCGCACGCCGCGGCUCGAGAGGAGGAGCCCUGGCCGGGCGGUGGGCCCCGGGUCCUGCGCCAGCCGCCGGCACAGCCGCCACUCCCGCCGGCUCCCCCAUGGAUAAGGCGGGCUCGCUGCACACCUCGGUGCCCACGCCGCCGCCCCGGCUCUACCUGCCGCGCAACUUCAGCUGCAGCGCCUGCCUCUAUGGCAGCCUGGCCGAGCAGUGCAGGGCGGGCUGCAGCCCCGACGGCGACGCCGCGCCCCCGCCCGUGGUGCGGGAAGCGGCGGACGAGAAGCCGCCGCCGCCGCCCCGCGGCCGGGAGCCCGCGCUGCCCGCCGUGCCGCCCAGCCCCACGCAGCGCCGCCGCGCCAAGUCGUUGCCCACGCCCGGCGACCGCAGCCUGCGCCCGGCGCUGCAGCAGAGCCCGUCCCGCCGCAAGACGGUGCGGUUCGCCGAUUCCCUCGGCCUGGAGCUCACCUCCGUGCGCCACUUCUGCGAGGCCGACCUGCCGCAGGUGCCGCUGCCCGCCCCGCCGCCGCCGCGCACCGCAGAUCUCUUCAAGACGAGGAAGCCGCCGGCGCUGGGCGACUUGGAGCCGGUGCUGUUCGGGCCGCCGCCACCGCUGCUAGAGCCGCUUUUCCCUCCGCAGCCCGGCGCCAGCCCCGGCUUCGCGGAGCGGGUGCGGCAGCACAAGGUGAGGCUGGAGUGGGUGCGGGCCGAGCCGGCGGGGCUGCGCGGCGCGGUGCGCGUCCUCAACCUGGCCUACGAGAAGGCCGUGUCGGUGCGCUACACGCUCAACAGCUGGGCCAGCUGCGCCGAGGUGCCCGCUGCCUACCAGGCACCCGGUCCGGCGGACGGCAUCACCGACCGCUUCACCUUCCUCCUGCCCCUGGGCGCUGCCGCCGCCGCCACCGAGGCCUCUCUGGAGUUCGCUGUCCGCUACCGCGUCGCGGGCUCCGAGUACUGGGACAACAACGAGGGCAAGAACUACCGGCUGCGGGGCCGGCAGCGCGGCCCUCCCGCCACCGGCCCGCCGCAGGACCCCGACAGCUCCGCCUGGAUCCACUUCAUCUGAGGUGCGGAGGGAGCGCGCAGCCCCGGGGGGCCGGCGGGCCGGUCCCGCGGGGGGGCCCAGGC
This is a messenger RNA of Strigops habroptila (Kakapo), 1283 nucleotides long. Its product is annotated as protein phosphatase 1 regulatory subunit 3E-like. Gene Ontology annotation, biological process: regulation of glycogen biosynthetic process. Gene Ontology annotation, molecular function: glycogen binding; protein phosphatase 1 binding. Gene Ontology annotation, cellular component: protein phosphatase type 1 complex. NCBI's taxonomy places the organism in Eukaryota, Metazoa, Chordata, Aves, Psittaciformes, Psittacidae. The record is from RefSeq and is a predicted model, not a curated record. The coding region runs from base 259 to 1221 and encodes 320 amino acids. The transcript has a single exon.